Molecule: messenger RNA, 3510 nt
Organism: Colletotrichum abscissum
Lineage: Eukaryota; Fungi; Ascomycota; Sordariomycetes; Glomerellales; Glomerellaceae
Product: fungal specific transcription factor
Exons: 12
Coding region: 1-3510 (1169 amino acids)
Biological process (GO): glyoxylate cycle; DNA-templated transcription
Cellular component (GO): peroxisomal matrix; cytoplasm
Molecular function (GO): DNA binding; zinc ion binding; malate synthase activity
Source: RefSeq, a predicted model, not a curated record
AUGCCUCAGCAAGCUGCCGCCAAAGCACGGUCCGCGAACGCAUACGUCUCGGAAUUGAGAGCCACCUUGACCCGAUAUGAGGACCAAAUAAAGGAACGUGCUCCCGGCCCGCUCUUCGAGCAACGGUUGCGGAGUCUCUUCCACGAGAACAAUGGCAAAGACCCAGACUCUCCGGAGAAGGAUGCUCCGGAACACCUGGAGAACGAGGAUCCGCGUGACCUGCCAUUUACCCCUGAAUGGACUUCAACAAAUGAGUUGAUCAAGGGCAUCCCUCACCAGGCCUUCCCCAAAGAGGCCGAGUCUAAUCGUCUUCUGAACCUCUUCAACUCCUACAUGGGUGUCACACAGCACUUCUUAGACCAGCGGACAUUCACAGACAACAUGACGCUGCUUUUCAACAGCCAAGCAUCUCGAGCUCGGCAGAUGGACACGCCCUGGUUCACAUUGUACCUUCUCGUCAUGGCCAUGGGCAAACUGAUGGAGGAGGAUCCGCGCGAGGUUCGCGGACCCCCGGGAGCGUUCUGGUUUGCUGAGGCCAUGAGGCGGCUCCCGCCACUUCACAGCAUCAGCGAGUAUGGCAUAGUUGGGCUUGAGAUUCUAUGUCUGGCGACGACAUAUCUGCAGUGGAACGACCGGAAAAAUGAUGCAUACUUUUUCGUGGGAACAACAGUCAGACUUGCCCUGACUCUGGGUUGCAACUUGCCAUUUUCAGAGCAAAAGUGCCUACCAUCAGAGAGAGCACACAGAAUGCGGGUGUGGUGGACUGUCUACAUGCUGGAUCAGCGCAUAUCGGCAGGCCUCGGGCGUCCAGCUUCCGUUGAUGAUAGGCACCUUUCGUUCGAUCUCCCUGGCCCCUCUCCAGGGUUUGAUUCUCCAGAGCCUCUCAAUGUCAACGUCAAGAUUGCCCGGACAACGGGAGAGAUCAUGUCAUCAUUAUAUAGUCGAGGCGCACUAUCGCAAGCCGAUCUCGUCAGGAAGAUGAGAAACUUGCUCCAAUCACUACACGACAUUGGCGGAUCUAUCCCGGCAGAUCUUGCCAUUGACUUCAGCAACAAACAGUUUGAGGUCACCAGAGCUGGUGCAUCACUAUAUCUGAGGUUAUUCCAGUCCAUCAUUCUCUGCAUCAGACCAAUUCUUCUCCAAAAGGUCAAAGACAAGGUUCAGAAAACACAGAAGCAGGCUGUGACCUCGGCAAUCUCUCAACUGUGCCUUCUGUGCAACGAGUCGGCUCUGAGAAUUAUCCGCAUCCUCAUGGCUAUGCAAAGGCAAGAAGAAAUUGCGCCAUUUGCAUUCUUCGAUCUGGAUGCUGCCUUUUCAGCCGCCUUCGUCCUAAUCAUGCGCGGCUUCGCACACAAGCAGGAUAGUCAAAAGCCGCCACCGCAAGAACUGUUCCAGGCCAUUGAUUUCUUGGAGUAUCUGUCUUCUGCAGGAAAUCAGGCGGCAGCGCAGCGCCUCAAGGAUGUUCGGCAGUUUUCUGCACACGUGUGGGCCAAUGUGGUAGCGUUCGAUAAGGACCAUGACGUGCAGAUGGGAGAUUCCGGGGCGUCCCAUGGGGUACCCCAGGUGGGGAACACACCCGGAGCCGGACUACCGGAGCAAUCGGGACCUUCACCAGCCCAGAUGCCCUUGACUACGCCGACGCCCAGUUCCUCUGUGCCGUCUUGGGAGGGAGAAAUGUUUGGAGGACCUGCUGACACCUAUGGAUCAGACACGUUGUUCGGUCUGAACUUGGAUGAGAAUCUGGAACAAGCCUUUGGGCUGGAAGCGGCGGAGGGUAUCUAUAAUAGUUUCAACGACCCUACUCUCCCCUUAACGGGAGUUGACCAGCUGGAUUGGGCUGAGCUGGAAAAAAUGAUGGCACCGGGAGGUGUCUCCAUCCUUGGCGCCGGCAACGAAGCUUCUCGCCGGAUCCUCACCAAGGAAGCCGUCAACUUUCUCGCAAUCCUGCACCGCAGUUUCGAGCCGACUCGCCAACACCUUCUCAAGCUCCGCCAACAACGUCAAAUCGACACAGAUAACGGACACCUGCCAGAUUUCCUCCCUGAGACUAAGCACGUUCGCGAUGAUAAGAACUGGAGAGGCGCCCAGCCAGCGCCUGGUUUGGUAGAUCGCAGAGUUGAAAUUACCGGACCCACGGACAGGAAAAUGGUUGUCAACGCGCUCAACUCUGAUGUUUGGGCCUACAUGGCUGAUUUUGAAGACUCAAACGGUCCUACAUGGGACAACAUGAUUCAGGGCCAGGCCAAUCUCUACGACGCCAUCCGCCGGCAAGUUGACUUCAAGCUCGGCGAAAAAGAGUACAAGCUCAGAACUGAUCGCACACUUCCGACUUUGAUCGCCCGCACGCGCGGAUGGCACCUGGACGAGAAACAUUUCACCGUCGACGGGCAGCCCAUGUCCGGCGCCCUGUUUGAUUUUGGACUGUACUUUUUCCAUAACGCCAAAGAGUUGAUUUCCCGCGGCGCCGGCCCCUAUUUCUACCUGCCCAAGAUGGAGUCGCAUCUCGAGGCGAGGUUAUGGAACGACGUGUUCAACAUGUCGCAGGACUACAUCGGUAUCUCACGAGGUACCAUCCGCGCUACCGUGUUGAUCGAGACCAUCAGCGCUGUUUUCGAAAUGGACGAGGUUCGUAUCACUCAAUCAUUGCAAGAAUCAGUCCCUUCACUAACAUGCUCUAAGAUCAUCUACGAGCUCAGAGAUCAUAGCUCAGGCCUCAACUGCGGCAGAUGGGACUACAUCUUCACUUUUGUCAAGCGCUUCCGCAACCGCCCCGGCUUCGUUCUCCCCGACCGCUCCGACGUAAGCAUGACCGUCCCCUUCAUGGACGCCUACGUCAAGCUCCUCAUCAGCACAUGCCACGCCCGCGGCGUCCACGCAAUGGGCGGCAUGGCGGCCCUCAUCCCGCGCAAGGACGAUCCGGCCGCGAACGCCCAAGCGAUGGACAGCGUGCGCGCCGACAAGCUGCGCGAGGUCAAGGCCGGACACGACGGUACCUGGGUUGCGCACCCGGCGCUUGCGUCGAUUGCGUCGGAGAUUUUCAACGAGCAUAUGCCUACCGCGAACCAGAUCUUCAAGAGGCCCGAGGUGAAGGUCACGCGCGACGAUUUGAUCAACUCUGUUGUUCCCGGAAAAAUUACCGACGAGGGUGUGAGGAAGAAUCUGCAUAUCACUCUGGCGUACAUGGAGGGUUGGCUUCGUGGUGUGGGCUGCAGUGCUAUCAACUAUCUCAUGGAGGACGCCGCAACAGCUGAGGUAUCGCGCUCACAACUGUGGUACUGGGUACACCACGGCGUCAGCACCGCUGAAGGCACAAAACUCGACAAGACAACAAUGCUCAACAUCCUCGACGAGGUCACAAAGGAGCUGCUCAAGUCUGCGCCGGCGAACAACAAGUUCGAGCUGGCGGCGAAAUACCUGCGGCCGCAAGUUACGGGCGAGGACUACGCCGACUUCCUGACGACACUACUUUAUGAUGAGAUUACUUCUGUUGGGCCGUCAUGGAAACUCUAG